Messenger RNA from Penicillium malachiteum, 1563 nucleotides. RefSeq names its product isomerase YbhE. Lineage: Eukaryota; Fungi; Ascomycota; Eurotiomycetes; Eurotiales; Aspergillaceae. The record is from RefSeq and is a predicted model, not a curated record. The transcript is spliced from 3 exons. Gene Ontology annotation, molecular function: protein binding; 6-phosphogluconolactonase activity; oxidoreductase activity. Bases 1 to 1563 code for a protein of 520 amino acids.
AUGGUACCUAACGUCUCACCAUGGACUCUUUUCGGCGUCCUCGCUUUGAGUUUACUGGGCUCUGCAGCUCCGAGUCGACCGCCACGUACACCGGAGAACGUGAUGCACCGUGGAUACGUCUGGCUUUAUGAGAAUGCCCUUCGAGAUGAGUGUGGUUACAAAGGAGUUCAGUCAUACUGGGACUGGCCUGCAUACGUGAAAGAUGGACUGGAGGAUUCCACUAUUUUUGACGGCGGUCCAUACUCAUUGGGUAGCAAUGGAAGAGGAAACGACUUAUGUGUCUACAAAGGACCUUUCUCAAACUACACGGCCACCUUCCGUUACUUCUCGAAUGAUAUCAUCAUGGACAAUAUCGAGAAUAACGGCAAUGGCAGCAUCCCCAGCUGGUCCUUCGAUUAUAGCCCGAAUUGUUUCCAGCGUGCUUUGGAUGAUGACUCGCUCCGACUGAAUAAUAAUUACAGCGAUAUUGAGCAGCUCCUGUCGCAACCUACGAUUAGUGACUUUCAGAAUAUUUUGUCGACCCCGGAAGGAGAUGCACAUUACGGGCCCCAUGGUGGAGGACAUGUUGCUAUGGGCGGCGAUGGAGCGGAUCUGUUUACAAGUCCGACUGAUCCUGUGUUCUUCCUGAUACGCAUUGAGUGUCUUCUCGAUGGUGCUUACGCUGGCUUUUACGCCAACGGUAAAGCUCUUGCAGUGGCACAUUAUACAAGCAGCGCUUUGCAAACCUACGACAUCACCGAUCCAAAUGGAAAAAUAAAGCCACUUCAAACAUUUACCUACACGAUGUCCAAGGAAGGACCUGCAGGAGCACGACAGGCGGCUCCACAUAUCCAUGAAACUCGGACCGACCCUCUGGAGCAGUACGUGCUGGCUGUUGAUCUUGGAGCCGACAAAGUGCGGAUUUAUGCCAUCGACGAUGAUACGCUCUUACUUGACGAGCGAAAGGCACUCAACGCUACCCCGGGCUCUGGGCCUCGACACGGUGUUUUCACACAAGAACCAAUCCGGUUCGCUGAUGGCAAGUCGGAUUAUGUGUUCUAUCUCGGUGCUGAGAUCGCAGGAACCAUCACCGCUUACCGUGUGAAGUAUCUGCCUAACCGUGGAGGCAUCGACUUCGUACCGCUUCCCAAUGGCACUUAUUCGUCGCUAGAACCCGGCGUCCCUAAGCCAUAUACGACUGGCAAGGGAAUUACCGGUGAAUUGAGACUAAGUCCUGAUGGGAACUUCUUGAUUGUGAGCAAUCGUCGUGAUGAGCGUUUUAAUGGCACUGUGACUCAAUAUCCCCCAAGCGGGAAAUCGGAUUCGAUGUCUACGUUCAGGAUUCGAUACGACCUUCAGGGUAAACUUGAUUUUGUUCAAGCCGCUUCAGCAGGUGGUUAUGUUGCUCAGACGUAUGACCUUAACACGGCUGGCGAUCUUGCAGCUGUUGGCGUUCAGCUGGGACAGCGAAUCAGUAUUCUUGAGAGAGACCUAGGAAGCGGGUUGUUCAAGGAACAAGUGGCGUACCUUGAUCUGGAUGGUGAGAUGUGGGGUGUUCUCUGGAAUGACAAGGUGAAUAAUUAG